Molecule: messenger RNA, 882 nt
Organism: Carassius gibelio (silver crucian carp)
Lineage: Eukaryota; Metazoa; Chordata; Actinopteri; Cypriniformes; Cyprinidae
Product: laminin subunit beta-1-like
Exons: 4
Coding region: 301-771 (156 amino acids)
Source: RefSeq, a predicted model, not a curated record
UGUAGCCGAAAGGCGUUGGAGUUUUUGAACUUAAUAUCUAAAUAUACAUACUAUCGGCAUCUAGUCAUAGUUGAUUAAGGCCUCAAUUAAUUAGCCUCAAAGGAGCCAAAUUGCUUUAUUAGACUUUUAAUUAAGAGAAAAUGUCCCAAAGCAGCUCUGAACAUCUGGACAGCAUAUGAAGCCAAUGCUCUCUGUAGGGCAUCAGACUUGUCAUGAAAGCUGUGUCAUAAAAAAUAGACAAAGCGAUUUGCUUCAGUAUCUCAAAGACCCUUAACACCCUUAUGUUCUUGUGUCCCAAGGAUGCCAUUGAUAUCAGAUUUUUUUUCUACGCCCGCUAUUGAGUACUACUUGAGGAAGGAGGCGAAUGAUAUGAAAUACACAGCUGAGAUGGUAAAGGAGGCCUUGCAGGAGGCUUAUCAUGCUCAGAGUUCAGUAACCGAGGCACUGAAACAGGCCACUGCUGACAUCAAGGGAACGCAACACUUGCUGGUCUCGGUAGUGUCUCGGUUACAAGUCAUUUGUUCCAAGGGGAUGAUUUUAGGCUUGUUUUCAACAUUAUCAAUAUGGCUCCUGAAAUUACAAAGCGAUGUAGCUCUAGUGAAAGAAAAGGCUAUCAACACCUCCACCAGUGCCAUCAACACAGAGAAAGAGGCUGAUAGCAUCCAUCCACUGGCUGACCAGCUCAAAAAGAUCUUGAGAAGGGUUAUGAUGAAUAUCAGAAGCUGCUGGAGGACAAGUCAAAUGAGCUGGUGGAUCUGGAGAAGGCUGUGAAAGAACUGCUUCAGGAGAUCAGUCACAAAGUCACCGUCUACAGCAUCUGUCUGUUUUAACACUACUACAGACUGCAUUAGGAAAAUAUAUUAAAUUACCUUCUGUGUUGAA